AUGAACAACCCUAGUUCGAUCUACAUGGUUGACGAUCUACUAGAAGAAAUAUUCCUCCGACUACCAUUGAAACCGAUCCUGAAAUCCAAAACCAUCUCGAGACAAUGGAGAUCAGUUCUUGAAUCCAAGAAGUUCGUGGAGAGACGUGUCAGUCUCCAAAAGAGCCGUAAAAUCCUAGCCGCUUACAACUGUGACUGCGGCCAGCAGCCAUGGCUCCUCCCAGGGUCUCGGUUCAAAGGCGACGAAGAGAUAGUCUAUCUUCACUGCGACGCCACCACCACAAGAGCCUCGAUGACUUGCGAAGGUUUGGUCUGCAUCCCGGAACAAAACUGGAUCAACGUUUUGAACCCUUGGACAAGACAGGUCAGGCAGUUCUGUUUCGGAGUAUGGUCGUCAGGUUACUCUCGCGUGAUGGGGUUCGGUAGUGACAAAAUUACAGGGAGCUAUAAAGUAGUGAAGAUGGAAAUAUGGAAACGGGAUCAUCAUGUAGUGGAGUACUGGAGUGUUCUUGACGUUGAAACUGGUGAAUGGUGGAUGUUGACUCCACCUUCUUACAACAUGUUCUGUCCACUUUCUCACGAGCUCUCAAUAAAAUCAGUGUGUGUGGAUGGAUCCAUCUACUGGAUACACAACGUUGGGGUCGGUUACAAAAUACUAGCAUUGGAUCUUCACAGAGAAGAGUUCCAUAACGUAUCAGUUCCGUUAACGUGUGUCCCGCGAGAAACACAUUUAGUGAACCUCGAAAACCGUCUAACCAUAGCCCUUACUUAUACUAACCCUGAAUGGAUACUAGAUAUCUGGAGCAAUGAUAGUAGUAGAUGGAACAAGACUUACUCAAUUAGUUUAGCUGGAAAAGGUGUUCCAUGGGAGAUUGGGAGAAGGUGGUUCACACCGGUGUCGGUUUGUAAGCAAGGGAACCUUGUUUUUACUGACAAUCACAAGAGACUUUUCAAAUACUAUCCAAGGACAGAUAAGAUUCGAUGUUUGUCCUUGGACACUAGUGUUAUAUCUCCUUUCUUGGAAACUUUGGCUCCCCUUCCUUUGAAAUCAGCCCUUCCGUUUCCUCAUGCGCGCAGGAUAUCCAAGUGCCGUUUGGUUUCGAAACAAGACAAGUUUGGGAUAGUAGAUCUUCUCAUAACCAUGCUAGUAGUUGUUGGUAUUGUUUGGUUUCCUUUCUAG
Messenger RNA from Eruca vesicaria subsp. sativa (arugula), 1179 nucleotides. The record is from the annotation of a GenBank genome assembly. NCBI's taxonomy places the organism in Eukaryota, Viridiplantae, Streptophyta, Magnoliopsida, Brassicales, Brassicaceae.